UGUGCAAUUUCAGCAAUGGUGGAUGUUGCUCCAGCCCGUGGUCGUGGUGGUUAUGGUGGACAUGGGGGAAGGAAUGGUUCUCUUCAACAAUUCGACCGUCUGGUCCGCGAUGGCAAGAUUCGCAGCUUAGAGGAGAUCUACCUUCUCUCUCUCCCCAUCAAGACGAGCAAAAUUAGGGUUGGAAUCGAUUGUUUUCUUGGAAGUGCCCUUGAGGUUUAGAAAAUCAUGCCUACCCAGAGGCAAACCAGAGUUGGUCAUUGUACUUGCUUUAAACAGGCUGUUGUUGCUAUUGGUGACUGCAAAGGCCACAUUGGUCUUGCAAACAAGUGCUCUAAGGAAGUCGCCACUGCCAUUCGUGGAGCAAUCAUCAUGGCCAAUCUUUCUGUUGUACCCGUUCGUCGUGGUUACUGGGGUAACAAGAUCGGUAAACCCCAUACCGUCCCUUGCAAAAUUACUGGCAAGUGCGGCUCCGUCUUGGUACGUUUGAUCCCAGGCCUUUGCGGUUCUGGUAUCGUCUCAGCACCUGUCCCCAAGAAGCUUUUGCAAAUUGCUGGUAUUGAGGAUUGCUACACUGCUGCUCGUGGUAGCACUGGCACCCUUGGCAACUUCGCCAAGGCAACUUACGCUGCCAUCGCCAAGACGUACGCCUACUUGACACCUGAUUUGUGGACCGAGACUAUUUUCAACAGCUCUUCGUUCCAGGAACACAGCGACUAUUUGAUGAAGAAUCAUCGUCCCAUUGGUACUCAACGUCAAAAAGCUAAAGCCUAUUAAAAAAACUUAAAAAUUUGAAAUGUUGGC
Molecule: messenger RNA, 801 nt
Organism: Daphnia pulex (common water flea)
Lineage: Eukaryota; Metazoa; Arthropoda; Branchiopoda; Diplostraca; Daphniidae
Product: 40S ribosomal protein S2-like
Biological process (GO): translation
Cellular component (GO): cytosolic small ribosomal subunit; ribosome
Molecular function (GO): RNA binding; structural constituent of ribosome
Source: RefSeq, a predicted model, not a curated record